Molecule: messenger RNA, 2340 nt
Organism: Amaranthus tricolor (Joseph's coat)
Lineage: Eukaryota; Viridiplantae; Streptophyta; Magnoliopsida; Caryophyllales; Amaranthaceae
Product: protochlorophyllide-dependent translocon component 52, chloroplastic-like
Exons: 6
Coding region: 172-1827 (551 amino acids)
Molecular function (GO): chlorophyllide a oxygenase activity; 2 iron, 2 sulfur cluster binding
Source: RefSeq, a predicted model, not a curated record
GGUAUAUGGCUCUCCUAAGACGAACAUUUUCUUCUACAUUCCAUUUUCAGCCACAGAUUUGAGUCUAUCAAUAAACUUGUCAUUUUUCCUUAUACCACACUCCAUUUCAUGCUUACAAUAAAAAAUUUCAAACUUUUCAGCAGCCAUUAGAGAUUACAUAAACAGCCCACCAUGGCUAAUCUCACCAUGUUAUCAACAAGAAUACCAAAACUGAAACCCACAACUUCUGAAAAACUACCAUUUACAACCAAAAUCAGCACUUUUUAUCCCUUUUCAUCUAAUCACCAAUACAACAAUGUAAUCAUUACCCAUAAACCUAAUACAACUAACAAUUUCACCCCAAAAUCUGCUGUUUCUUCCAUUGAAGAAAGCAUUGGAACAUCAAACGAAUCAGAAGAUGAAGAGGGAAAAGAGAAGUUUGAUUGGUAUAAACAGUGGUAUCCAGUGAUGCCAUUGUGUGAUUUAGAUAAAAGAAAGCCAACUGGUAAAAAGGUUAUUGGUAUUGAUAUUGUGGUUUGGUGGGAUAUGAAUAAAUCUGAAUGGAAAGUGUUUGAUGAUAUGUGUCCUCAUCGUUUGGCUCCUUUGUCCGAGGGUAGGAUUGAUCAGCGGGGAAGGCUUCAAUGUGUUUAUCAUGGGUGGUGUUUUAAUGGUUCUGGUCAGUGUAAACUUAUUCCUCAAGCUCCUCCUGAUGGCCCUCCGGUGCACACAUCAAAGAAAGCUUGUGUAUCCGUAUAUCCAAGUACUGUGCAGAAUGGUAUUCUUUGGUUUUGGGCUAAUUCAGACCCUGAAUUCAAGGAUAUUCUUCAGAAGAAAAAACCUCCCUUCAUGCCUGCACUUGAUGAUCCAUCAUACUCCGCUCUAAUUUCAAGUAGAGAAAUCAAUUAUGGCUAUGAAGCUCUUGUUGAGAAUCUUAUGGACCCAGCUCAUGUAGGUUAUGCUCACUAUGGUAUACUAACUAAAAAAACUCCCAAAAACAAGCCAGUCAAAGGUGUUGAUAGAGAAGGUGGAAGGCCUCUUAACUUGAGAAUACAAGAUAUGGACAUCAAUGGAUUUUCUACAAUCCAAGAGUGGGGUUCCGGAAAGUUCUUCGCACCGUGUGUCUACUAUGUUUACCCACAAUCUUCAGCCAUCGACAGCGCAAAUGACAAUGGCAAUGGCAGUGGAUCGGUCUCAUCAGUUGACAGUAAGGCACAAGUUUCUACUCGGAAAAUACCUAUUCUGGUAUUCAUCUGUAUUCCAGUGAGUCCAGGAAAAAGCAGAUUAAUAUGGUCUUUUCCCAGAAAUUUUGCUGUUUGGUUAGACAAAAUUAUUCCCAAAUGGGUGUUCCAUCUGAAUCAGAAUUUGGUUCUAGAUUCUGAUCUUUAUCUUCUUCAUGUUCAGGAACGAAACAUAAUGGAGGCCGGGCCAACUAAUUGGCAUAAGGUUUGUUAUGUGCCUACAAAGGCGGAUGCUAUUCUUUCUGGGUACAGAAGGUGGUUGAACAAAUACUCGAAUGGCGGAGUAAACUGGGGUUCCAAGUUCAAUGGAGGCGCUCUUCCCCCAACCCCUUUACGCGAAGAGCUCCUGGAUAGGUACUGGACUCAUACAGUGAACUGUUCCAGCUGCAAUGCUGCAUAUAAAGGACUUAACAUAGCUGAGAUCACGCUUCAGGUGAUUUCUUUUGGUUUGAUCGGGGUGCUUGCUCUAACCAAGCAAGGAACGAUGAAUACUAUCCAACGGUCUGCCUUAUUCUCGGUGGCCAUACUGUGCUUUUUAGCCUCAAAAUGGCUGUCUAAAUUCAUUUACAAAAAUUUUCACUUUCAUGAUUAUAACCAUGCGCUAAUAUAGGCCUAAAUAAACCGAUACAUGCAACUAUACGAAUUGUAACUAGUAAGAAAAUUGUGAAAAUACAUAUAAAAGUAUGCCCUUGUCUCUGUCAAAAGACGAUAUGAUUCUAAAUACGAAGGUUAUACAAGCGAGCUAUUAAGAAUGUUGUGGAGUCAGCUUAUACUUCUCAUAUUUGCAUUUACCCUCAUGAAAAUCUUUAAAUUCGGCUUAUAUAUGUUCUUAUUAUCCUUUCCCUACUAAAAAGUAUAUGUGGGUUUAGCGUAUAUAUGUUAUAUUCCUAUUUGCAUUACAAGAUGAUGGAAAAUUUUGAGACAAAUACAGAUAAAGAAUACCAUAACAGAGUUUUCACCUGCUGUUGAUUGCAUACCUUAGGAUGUCUCCCUAUCCCGACCCUCACCCCCACCCCUCCUCGGGUCAGGUGUUUUGGGUUGGUUUAAAAUCGGGUUUUGUGUCCACAUUAGUUUUUAUAUAAUUGUAAAUCCGUUUUAAAAUUGGGUCAAAUCGGGUUCGGUC